This is a messenger RNA of Marchantia polymorpha subsp. ruderalis, 2026 nucleotides long. NCBI's taxonomy places the organism in Eukaryota, Viridiplantae, Streptophyta, Marchantiopsida, Marchantiales, Marchantiaceae. The record is from the annotation of a GenBank genome assembly.
CGAAUAGAAUCCUGCGAGAGACGCGCGGGAGGGAGGGAGGCGGGCAGGCAGGCGCGCGGGCGAGCAGCGGGCGGACGGGGAGGGCAGGCGCGGGGGCGAUACGAGGGAGAGCGAGAGGGAGAGAGCGAGAGGCUCGGGGAGAAAUCUUGGAGUCGGACGAGGACAAGCGCGGAACAUGGAGAUGGCAUUUGAGGCAGCAAAAUAGCAGGUUCCCUCGCUCGGACGUCACAUUGGUUCCGCAUCGAAGGGAAUCGUCGGAGGUCAGGCGAGUUCGCGAGAGCCACUGCAGUCUAGCGAGCGAGCGAGCAUUAUUCCUCUUUUUGCAGCUGGUCUUUUCCGCCUGCGUUGGUCGGUCGAGUGAGCUCGUCCUUGCGAAUUCCAGGCGAGCGAAGCCAUGGCGUUCCUUGCCACCAGAUCAUUGAGUUCCAGAUUUGGACCACAUGUUUGCGUGGGCAGAAUUGAUGCCUUUUCUGGCCCAGUCACUGCCUAUGUGCCUUCUCCAAGAUCAACUGCAGGUGGCUCAUCGGCUGCACAAGCUCAGCCUAGCUUUAGUACAAGUCGCAGGCAGACAACGUCUACCCGACAACAUCGACCACUUGUGACAUGUGUCGCAGUCUCAUCCGAUGCUCUGGUCGAUGUGGAGGAUGAACAAUCUGCACCCGAGGAGGAAAUCAGCCCCUUGACACCUACUUCAUUUGAGGUGCAGUCAUUGCUCAUGGAGCUCUGUGAUGAGACUAGCAUAGCUGAGCUUCAGCUGAAGGUAGGUGCUUUCAAGCUGAGCGUGAAGCGGGAUGUGGGGAAAAUAAAGUCCACAACUGCUACUCCACAAGCAACUCCUCCACCAGUUCCAUCUAGGCCGAUGGUGGACUCACUUCCGGCUGCUCCUCCAGCUCCCGCCUCUGCGCCUAAGACUUCCACUUCAACGUCGAUGCUUUCAUCUGUUUCAAAGCCACUCUCUAGCGUGUUCGCGCUGUUGGAGUCAGCAGCAGACGAGGGUCUGCUAUUUGUGAAGUCACCAAAGGUUGGAUACUUUCGGAAAGGGCGUGUUGUGAAGGGAAAAAGUGGUCCACCGUUGUGUGAAGAGGGCCAAUCGAUCAAGGAAGGUCAUGUGGUGUGCUAUUUGGAGCAACUCGGGACUCAGCAACCAGUGGAGUCCGAUAUAUCUGGAGAAGUUGUGAAGGUUUUGUGGGACGACGGAGAACCUGUGGGAUACGGAGAUCCCCUGAUCGCCAUAAGGCCAUCGUUUCCUGGUAUCAAGAAGUUGACGUAAGGCGGUGGCAGACUCAGAGAAGUACGAGACGACUUACAAGUCGAGUACAUCGUUGGAAUGGAGCAUCAUUCAUCAAAGCCUGCGGUAGUGUGUUGUCUCCAUGAAGGAUGUGGACUUUUCAACAUAGUGUGGCGAGCCGUACCUAUACGCUUCUAGAAUCAUCGGCAUGAGAAAGAACUUGAAGAGAAUGUUCAACACGUGGACCUGUGAACAAGCGCCACAUCUACAGUUAAUACAAGGCAUAUCAACAGUUUUAGUCAGACACGUCAGGAAUCCAAUCACCAUCAUCCCUUUAGAGAUGGAAAGGUGGCGAGUAAAUACCUAAAAAAUUGGGAAGACUAUCAUAUAGACGGAACAAGUUUUGAGAACCCUCUUUACAUUCUUAUUCGUUCCGCCUGUCUGUCUUAUUCAGUAUUCUCAAAUAACUUUUCAAAGGAGAGAGAAAUCUAAAGACCUUUGCUUUUGAACCACUUUAAUUUCCGCGGCUGAUGCCACUUCCUUCGGACUGGGCAAGGCUCAUGUGGCAUUCUUUUCUGGAUCAUUUUUCCGCAAUUGAGUAUUUUGAUUACUACCGCAUUAAGAUCUAUAAUUAUAUUCCAGUUUCUCAUACUAUUUUAUCUUAGUCCUUUUUCCAUUCUCUUCAUAGGUUUGGGGGCUUGUUCCAACAAUAGAUUUUGCCGUUGAGACAUUUCAAGUAACCAUGCGACAACGAUUGGGUUCAGAACUGCCAUUUAGCGUUCAACGGUAAUUUCAGUA